Messenger RNA from Siniperca chuatsi (mandarin fish), 5505 nucleotides. It is a transcript of the gene rai14, whose product is annotated as retinoic acid induced 14. The coding region runs from base 477 to 3545 and encodes 1022 amino acids. The transcript has 22 exons. NCBI's taxonomy places the organism in Eukaryota, Metazoa, Chordata, Actinopteri, Centrarchiformes, Sinipercidae. The record is from RefSeq and is a predicted model, not a curated record. Gene Ontology annotation, molecular function: actin binding.
GCUCGCUCGCCGCGGUCACGAGAGCACUGGGAGAGUGACGUCACUUUCCCAAACCAGGCAGCAGCCGUUGAGUUGAGUUGAGUGCCGAGCGAGAGACUGGCAGGACUCCGUGAGCAGCUCAACUUUUAAUGUAUGCGUGCCGAGUUGGGCCAGUGUGUUGCACAGUUUUCUUCUCCUUUAUGCAUCCUCCUGCUCGACUUAGCUUAACAACAGCUCGCUGUUUUCUCACCGGCUCGCCAGCUAAUCUGCUUUUGGCACAAAAAGCGGUUGUGUGUCAGUUUCUUUUAUGUAUCCAGCCUUCCUGCGACUCCCAACGCAAAACAGGGACCUAACUGCCAGUAAUCAUUGCAAUGAGGCUCAAAUUGCUUACAUGGUGCUCUUGGUUGAAAUACAUGCAGACACAGAGGACCCUGGAAAUAAUAAUAAUGAACCUUGACUGAGUGACUGAGUGGGUGACUGCAUGGACCGGACUGAACAUGAAGAGCCUUAAAGCCAAGUUUAGAAAAACUGAUGUCAAUGAGUGGAACAAAAACGACGAGCGCCUGCUUGCUGCGGUGGAGCAUGGCGAGGUGGAGAAGGUGGCAUCACUUCUUGCCAAGAAAGGUGCCAGCGCUGCAAAGCUGGACAGCGAGGGCAAAUCGGCUCUUCAUGUGGCAGCUGCACGCGGUCAGACAGACUGCCUAUCUGUCAUCCUGGCCCAUGGCCAUGGAGCUGACAUGUCUAUCACUGAUGCUGCAGGUUUUAAUCCGUUACACCUGGCUGUCAAAAACAAUCACAUCGAGUGCUGUAAAAAGCUAAUUCAGAGUAAAUGCCCUAUCGAUGCUGUAGACAGCUCAGGAAAGGCUGCUCUGCAUCAUGCUGCUGCCAGCGGGAACAUCCAGACUGUCCAACUGCUGUGUGAACUCAAAAGUCCCAUCAACCAGAAAGAUGCAGAUGGGCUCACCCCAUUGUUGUUGUCAGCCAAACACGCUCAUGCUGAAGUAUGCAGCACUUUGCUGGACUGCGGUGCUGAAGUCAACGCUUCUGACAACAGUGGCAGGACAGCCUUGAUGCUGGCCAGCGAGUCCAACGCUGUUUCUGUUGUUGAAAUCUUGGUUCAGCGAGGAGCAGAUCUGUCUGCUGUAGAUUCACAAGGCCAUGAUGUUGCACAGCACGCCAAGCUGUCGGGCAACUCUGAGGUCAAAGCUGUCCUCACUGCUGCCCUGAACAGACAACAGGCCUCAGAUACAAAGUCUCCUUUGACAGAUACAAAGUCUCCUAGAAGUCCUCAGCAUGAUCAAGUAGCUAAGCUAAGUGAUGAACGGAUCACAACUCCCAAAAAACGAAAAGCACCUCCACCUCCUAUUAGUCCACUGCAGAGCUCUGGACCCUCUUCUCCUUCAGACAUUACCUCCACUGGCACCCCUGCAUCCAACAAAAGAGACCUCUACAAGGAGGAUGAAGUUAGAGGUAUGGCACUGAAAGAGGAGGUUGACAAGCUCCAUGAGGAGAGAAACAUGUUGCUGGAGACUAUCGAAGACCUGAAGCAGACGGUAGAGCAGACGGUGACUGUUCCUGAACAGGAUACAAAGGUCGAGCACAGUGUUACAGCAUCUGCAGCUCUGGUUUCUGCUCUGCAAGCCAAGAUUAAUGCUCUAGCUUUGGAGAACCAGCAACUUGCAAGCAAACUCAAGAAAUAUCCGUCCCUCCAAGGAGGUGAGGACCCGAAGGAGACCAGUCGUCCAAACAGCAUGGCCUCCAACUCCUCCUUCCACUCCACCCAGGAUGAGUUUGAUUUACUGCCACAAGUCCCUUCCACCACCCAAGUGGAAAGGGAAGACAGUUCAGGUGUCAGACAGGAGGAAGAAGAGAGUGAAGUAGCGAGAGGAGGGAGCAAAGAGGAGAUCAGACUGUUAAGACAGGCGCUAGAGGGCGUUCAAAUAAAACUGCUAGAAACCAGGAAGGAAAACCGCUCACUUCAGGCCCAGCUGAAACCUGAGCAAGGCAGAGAAAGAGAGGAGUAUGAAUGCAUGAGGGAGAAAGGAAGAGAGGAAGAGUUGAUGGAGAGUCUAGCAGAGCUUCAGGCCAAGCUGACAGACAUUCAGGAGAGAUACCACCAAGCUGUGGAGGAGGUGGAGGAGCUGAGAGCGAUGAUGGGAAGGGGAGGAGGUGAGCUGAUGGAGAAACAGGAGGUCCAGAGACGCGAGUCAUCCGCACUUGAACAUGAAGUAAAACUGCUGAAAGCCCAGCUCGUCCAAUCGGGAUCUGAGCAAGAGGAAGCAGCUCAACGAAUCAGACAGCUGGAGGAGGCGCUGAGGAGUGUAGAGGAGGAGAGACUGAGUGUAAAGGAGAAAGAAGAGAGGACUGCACAGAUUGAGGACCUGUACAAGGAGGCACAGGAGGAGAUUAGGAUGCUCCAGGAGGCUCUGAGGGGCACAGUGCCAGUUGAAGCUGCAGCCAAAGACUUUGAAGAAAUGAAGGCUGAACUAAACGAGGUAAUUGCUGGGCUGCAGCGCCGCCUGCUGGAACUCUCGCACUCCUACAGUGAAACUAAGAGCCAGCUAAGUGCUGCACAGAAACAGCUGGCUGAGGCCCGAGCUGAAAGCAGCGCAGCCUCAUCCCCCUCCUCAGAACAACAACAGCUGCAGCAACAACAGGUCCAGGUGCUAAACAGCAAGGUGGAGGAGCUGCAGACGUCACUAGCUGAGACGGAGAAGAAGUACUCUGCCGCUCAAGAGGAGAUUUCAGCGCUGAGGCAGGAGGCAGAAGCUCAGGCACAGAGCUCUGUGGCCCUCACUGACCACACACAGGUGAUGUCAUCUCUGGGAAAUGCCAUCAAAGAGUUGGAAAGCCAGUCAGAAGCCCUGAAGGAGCAGUUACACCAGAAAGCCCUGCAGGUGGAGGCUCUUCAGAACAGGCUGACAGCAGAGAAAGAUGUCACCCUAGAUGAUUCAGUCUCCCGUGUGGAGCAUGAGACCACACGAGAGCAACUGGAGGGAGAGGUGAACCACCUGACGCAGCUCCUCCAGGGGGCACUCAGGAAGCAGGAUGAGAUGGCACUGGAGGCUGCUGAUGCAUGGCAGAAGGCACGGGAGAAUCGUGCAGAGCGGGAAGCCCUGCAGGAGCUGGUGAUGUCGAGGGAGAAGGAGAACCAGACGCUUACCUCCAGGCUGGCUGAGUCCCAGGAUGCUGUGUGUCAACUCAAACAGUUGGUGGAGAAUCAUGUUGCCUCAGAGAGAGAGAAGAACAAGAGGAUAGAUGACCUGUCACGGGAGGUGGGGAAGCUGAAGGAUGCCUUAAACAGCCUAUCACAGCUCUCCUACAGCUCUGGUUCUCCCUCCAAGAGACUGCAGCAAAGCCAGCAGCUGGAGACGAUGCAGCAACAAAUCAAACAACUACAGUCCCAGCUCGCUGAGUCCAAGAAGCAGCACAAUGAGAUAGUGUCAGUCUACAGGAUGCACCUGCUCUAUGCUGUCCAGGGUCAGAUGGACGAAGAUGUCCAGAAAGCCUUGAAGCAGAUCCUGAUGAUGUGCAAAAUGCCAAGCCAAGCCAAGGAGGCCUGCUGAGACACACUGGGUCUGGUUUCCCAAAAGCAUGUCGGGGAACGAAACUGAAGUGAACUGCUGCUGUCAGCUGCAUUCGUCGCCACAUGUCCUCCAUGUCUGAAUUCACACGUUGCUUGUGCUGAUUACAAGCAAGGCCAACACAUGGUGCCUCUGGAUAAACCUUGAGUAUUUGUUAAUGAGGAAUAGGUUUACAAUCAUAGGUUCAUUGCCAUUUUGACUAAGAUGUAAAGGUUGUCAAUGUUACAAUGGAAGAUGUUUUUGGGACACACCAGCCCAGCAUACAGAUACUGUACAUCAGCCAACUGACCAUUCAAAUGAAUGGUAUCCUCUGUGUACCAGCCAAACUUAUAUUCUCAGUAUGUGCACACUAACACUACACUGUCAAUGUGCACAAACCUUAAAUCACAUGCAGUUGGACAAGUGUGAUAAUGCAAACAUACAUGUACUCAGACAUAAACAUACAUGUAUGUGCGCACUAAUCAGUCCAAUGAAAACAGUGAGUUUGUCGUUUGUUCCUGUUACAAUGUGUGCUUAGAGAAAUAAAAGCCUCAGUUGGCGCUGCUGUUAAUAGUAUCUAUUUUAUGAUACAACCGUGUUUUUACUUGUUGUCUAAAUGUUUCAUGGUUGUCAACAUUUUCCUGAUACCAUCUAAAUUAUUUGUGCCCACUUAACAAUGCAUGUGACUUUGCCCAACGCCAGCCCAAAAAUCACAUAGAAAUGUUUUUUGGCUGCACUUCUAUGAGGAAAAAGCAUGAUACUGUUUGUAUUGCUAUUUUCCUAUUAGCACAAAAAUGUAUUUUACUGAAAUGUAUUAUCAUGCCAUGUUUUCUAAGUUACUGUACUUUAAUGAAGAGGUUUGAUAGCUGUGUUUUUGAUGGCCUUGUUUUGUGUGUGUGUGUGUGUUUUGUGUGAAUGAAAUGCUUUUUCCCUUGAGUAUAACAACGCACUAUUUGGUCUAGUGACACCUGAAUUAGUUUAUUUUCCCAUUAUUAUUCAUACUUUACAUAUAAUGUUUUGAAUAUAAUUGUUUACUGUAAUGAAAAAAACAAAAGAUUUCACUUGUAACAAAAGCCCAACAGUAUGGGCUCAAUAUUUUUGUCUUUUUGACUCAGAGGAUAGUUGGGAGGUAAGCUUUUUAGUUCUUAUAUUUCCUCUCCUCUUGUCUACUCUUACACUUUGGUCUUUUGUUCUUACUUGAAAAGCAUGCAAAAUGUGUUUGCUGAAAGCAAAUGGUUGAGUUUGUUGUCACAUGCCUGUAAUCAGACAGUUUUUUUCUGGCUCUGCAGUACUUUCAACUGAGAAUUACUGUCAAUAAUCAGUAUUUCUCAAUUGUCAUAGAUGCCAAUCUCACUAGGCUUCCUUGUACCAUCUUAUUAAUUUAUUUACAUAUACCAGGAAUGUCUUUUAUUCUGUCUUACUGUUUGUGAUACUCCCAUCUCUUUCAGUGUUUCUUCGUAGGUACGGAUAUACACUGUGCAAUGUUUCAGAUUACAUUUCAAAUGCAAUUCUUUGAACAGGUCUUCUGAACUGUUUUCACAUCACACUCCUUUGCCUUAGUACUGUACUAAGAGCCAUAGUGAACAGUGUUUGAGAUCAUUAAUACACUAACGCUGUUUAACUGUAGUCGGAUGAAAUUAAUUUGUAUCUGACUGGCUGACUGAUUUAAGCUUAUUUCUCACUCAGGAACUUUUUUACUGAACACAAUUUACACCUGACUGAGAUUUGUUCGACCCUGAGUAGAGCUUCUGCUUUAUUUCAUAGGUUGUAGAAUAUCAUAAACAACUUCUCUCUCUUUCUCUCUAGGCCUUGACUGAAAUGCUUUCUAACAAGAAAGGGAAAAGAAAGACAUCUUUUCUGUUGGUUGUUUCUUCACUAAUAGUCUUGUAAUGACGAUUUAAAAAAAAAUGCUUGUUUGCCAACUGCUUUUUUGCCCCCAUUAAUAAAUUUUCAAGAUACUGAA